Molecule: messenger RNA, 3059 nt
Organism: Durio zibethinus
Lineage: Eukaryota; Viridiplantae; Streptophyta; Magnoliopsida; Malvales; Malvaceae
Product: pto-interacting protein 1-like
Biological process (GO): protein phosphorylation
Molecular function (GO): protein kinase activity; ATP binding
Source: RefSeq, a predicted model, not a curated record
CUCUUUAAAAGAUUUGUUUUGCUUUCAUUUAAUUACAAUACCUAAAUGUAUAUCCAAAGACUUGUUAAAGAUGUAGAUAUGCAGCUCAGCGGAGGCAAAUAUUGCUAUUGUUCGUUCAUAAAACUUGGCUUGUCUAUUAUCUCCAUCAUUGACGUUUGUAUAUGGAUGCCUUGACCCUUGAUAAUAAUACUUGUGUACGCAGCGUAGCAUUGAAUUUCCUGCCCACCGUUCACCCAAAUACGGCUUAAACAAAUUAUCAUGAUGAUCAAUAAGCCUGUCGGGUGUCCUAGAUCUCAAAGAUUUUGGCCCAGUCUUAUAUCCAAAGAUUUUCCAAAGACUAUAAUUGAAAGGGAAACAGUCCAAUCAUAUCUUUUAUUAAACUGAGUGGAAUCUAAACAAUGAAUAGCUAAUCCCAUCGGGAUGGAGCCCACAUUUUAUUAACAUUGUAUUGGAUUAUAGACUUUGCAACAAAAAUAUAGGCUCUCUUUAAAGAAUUGUUAUUGUUGGAGACUAGAUUCAUGUUCAUGAAGUGGGUUUGCAACUUUGAAGUACAUUGCGUUACCAAUCUGUAAUUCUCUUUCGAGAAAUGUAAAGUGUGGUUUACCUUUAUACAUGGAACUAUGAAAGUGGUGUUCAAGCACUACUAGUCAAAGUUGAACCCCCCUCUGGUGCUUCCGCGUCGGCAUUUCAGAUCUUGUUGUAACUACUUACCUAACUGUAGUAAGUGCAUUAGCCAAUUGGGACAAUAUGUACGUAAAUAGAUUUAAAGCAGUGUCCUGUUCUGUUCCAGUAAUAGGACAAAUUCCUAAACCCUAAAAUCUGCAAGAAAUUUGUCAAAAGAUACUCCCUUAUGAAAUGGAAUGGUGCCUGACGAUCGUAAGAUAUCUUCUUGAUCAUGUGUGGGAAUGCAAGGAUCAAUUGCAGAAUUAUGUCAUACUUGAGUGGCAGGACAGUGAAGAACAAAACUAUAAUAGUUGGCCUCAAAUCCGAUAACUGCAGCCGGGAAAUGCUACUCCAGUUACUCGGUCUCUUUGUCAAGUCAGGAGACAAUGUGUUAGCAGUGCAUGUCCAAGAAAGGAAUGAUGCUUUUGACCCUAACACUUUUCACAUCCAUGAAGAUCUCUGUAAAUCCAAGCAGGUUGAUUUUCUUGUUAAAAUUUGCACCGGAAACUCCUAUAUCUCUGUGUUAUCUCAUCAAGUUCGAGAAACUUAUGCAACAACCCUUGCAAUUGGAUGCAACCUGUCAGGGCCAAAGUAUUCAACUGUAAGCACUUGUCUCAAAUGUUUACCUCCCACCUGUACCCUUCUCGUGAUGGACGAUGCAGGAAGAAUCCUAAUCCGAAGGCAGGGAACUUCCCAGCAAGGUUCUGCAGAUGUAACUCUUCAAUCUUAUACAUCAUCUUCCCAGAUGAACUCUGUGGUUGAUCAAUCAACAACCUCCCGUCAGUUACAUAAGUCCUUGACCAUACCAUUGCCUUCAACAUCUCCGUCAAUGUGUCAAAUUGAGAGUGAAGGACAGUACAUUCUCAAGAAAACAGUUCCUCAACAUCAGCUUAAAAAGUCAUUUACAAUGCCAUCUUCUGCAUCAUCAUCUACAUCGCAAACUGGUAGUGGACGACAGCAGAGGCUUAAGAAAAAUGUCAAUGAAAGGCGGUUUCACAAAAUGGCAUUCCUAGAAGCAGAGAGAUCCUGCAGGCGUUUUAGAUCGGAAGAGCUGAGUGUUGCCACGGAUAAUUUCAGCCCUGCCAUGGUGAUUGGAAAGGGAGGAAAUACUUUGGUGUAUCGAGCUAAACUAGAGAAUGGUCAAGCUGCAGCCGUGAAAGUCCUCAAAAACACACAUUGGUCUGCAAAGGAUCUUCUCCGAGAAGUUGAGAUGUUGACCAGCAUAAAGCACGAGAACAUAGUUGAGAUAAUUGGGUACUGUGAUAGCAAAGAGUUGCAAGCAGUCGUUUAUAAUCUUCUAAACGGAAGCUUGAAACAAUGUUUAAAACAACUCAAGUGGCCUGAGAGGAUGGGUAUUGCAAUCGGUUUAGCCAAGGCUCUGGAGUACCUUCAUCAUUGUUGUGACCUUCCCAUCAUUCACAGAAACGUGAAACCAUCUAACAUACUUCUCUCUGAUAAUUGCCAACCACAACUCUCAGAUUUUGGAGCAGCAAUAGUGCGUAAUCAAUCUUAUCAAGUUCCAGCAAACACAAAGCCAAUUGACAUUGUUAGGACCUUUGGAUACUUGGCACCGGAGUACAUGGUGUGUGGAAAGAUUGAUGAAAAGAUAGAUGUUUAUUCUUAUGGAGUUGUGCUCCUGGAACUUAUUACAGGGAAAGAGGCUAUUCAAAUAAACCAGACAAAUCAUGAAAGCUUGGUACUUUGGGCAAGAUCUUUACUCCGCUUUGGCCUAUGUGAGCGUCUAGUUGAUCCUUUCUUGGGCAACAAUUACAAAAAGGAAGAGUUGGAAGUAAUGAUGUUUAUAGCACGCCUCUGCCUUAUGCAUUCAUCUUCUCAAAGGCCAACAAUAAAAACGAUAUUAAGGUUAUUUGAGGACUCAGAGUACUGGCUAGUGAUGCAAAGGGAGAAAGAUCAACUUCUAAAUGGGUUUGGUUCCAUAGGUGAAACAGAUUUGUGGAGACAAUAUGAGUUGUCAAGUUCUGGAACCAUGGCAUUGGAUGAUACCUAGACAAGUAGUAAAAUUUUUGGGCUUUUUUCAGGAGAGAACUGGGUCUGCUGAUGUGAAAUAGAAGACUAUCCAACCAGAUUUGAUCCCUUCUUACCUAUUAACCAUGUAAAUAUAUCAAAUAUUGGUCAGAAUGAGCUAUUUCCACCAUAGUGUCUAUGACUUCAUAUAUGUAGCAAUAUAGAAUCUAUUGUAAUUUAUUUCUUUAGCUGUUAUCCAAGUUUGGUUCUUCUAUAAUCUUCUACAUUGUUUCUCUUCCAGCUUUGUGCACUAAAAUAUUUUGUUUGUUGGAAGCAGUUUCUUAUAUCUAUGAAUUCAAGUUAGAAUUGGCGGAAUGCCUAUUUUUGAGAUACCAGAUUGUUUUUGGUAAAAACAAUUUCAAUAAUACAUU